Messenger RNA from Gigantopelta aegis, 4165 nucleotides. Its product is annotated as thioredoxin domain-containing protein 15-like. Gene Ontology annotation, biological process: cilium assembly. The coding region runs from base 78 to 1115 and encodes 345 amino acids. The transcript is spliced from 4 exons. The record is from RefSeq and is a predicted model, not a curated record. Lineage: Eukaryota; Metazoa; Mollusca; Gastropoda; Neomphalida; Peltospiridae. Gene Ontology annotation, cellular component: cilium.
UGGCGGCUUCCAUCGUUUGGAAAUGUUUCUCAGUUUUCUUUAGUUUAAUAGUUUUAACUGCACCAUUUGCUAGAAUUAUGUGUCAAGAAUUGGCUUCUAGUAAUAUACAAAAAGAAAAAACUGAAACUGAAGAAACCAAGAUAUUAUACACACAGUCCGAUCAGCCAAUAGCCAUACAGAAUACAGAACCUGGAGUUAGUGGAGAGACUAUUGCUGACCAAUCCAAAACAUCAACUGAAAAUGCUCUUGAUGCACCAACUAUCACUGAGCAUGUGGAAAAAAAGAUUGACAACAAAGACAACAAGUUUUUUUCUCUAACAAAUUUCGUGAAAAGCUUCUUGAAUCCGUUUAUUCACGAAUUCCAAGAAGACGUUCAGGCUGAAAAAGACAAAAAUGAAACGAGUGAUUCUCAACACACGCCAAAUAUCUUAUCAUUGGUGUUGCCGGGGAAUACCACUGCCGAAAAUACUUCUAACAACAAUGAUUCCAAGAAUGGAACGGAUGGCAAUAAAAAAUUUAAAUUUCAGUGUUUAGGCAAAAAUUUGACUGCCAAUGCUACUAGCCGACCACCUGUUGUUGAGAUUGUGAACGGCACCGUGCUGAUCGAGAUGCUAACUUUUAAUAAGAACUACACAGUUUCAGAUUGCGUCUUAGUUUUAUUUUAUGCCCCGUGGUGUCAUUUUUGUGCAAAAACUGCUCCUCACUAUAAUGCAAUGGCUCGAGCAUUUCCCCAGCUUGAGGUGCUUGCCGUGGAUGUUGCACAGUUUAGCAACUUGAAUGCAAGAUUUGGAACAGUUGCAGUACCAAAUAUCAUGUUGUUUCACAUUUCUAAAUCAGCCGUUAGAUUCAACCAUACAGAACGCAACUUCAACACUUUUAUACAGUUUAUGAAGAAUGUCACAGGUUUGGAUGCUAACAGCACAGUGAAUGUCACGGAGAGCGACUACCUCGGCCCCGUGCCAAGCGUGCCCACAACGGACACCGACUACCUGCUGUGGCUUGCCUGGAUCUUUGUCAUCGGCUGCAGCGGCUGGAUGUUUGUACACAGCCACUACGGGCAACAGUCUAUCAACAGGGUCCGAGUCUUGUGGCAGGAACACCAGCAUAUAGAGUGAUGCUUGUUUAAUGCAGUACGAGGUGACACUGGAUUAAUGCCACAUAGAGUGAUGGUAGUGUACAAUAAAGAGUGACUCCAUUGUCAUAUAUCACAAUAUGACCACUGGUUAAUAGUAAGGUUAGGUCUGGGUGUGCAGAAAAUGUUGAAAAUAUCUUUUAAACAUGACAAAUUGCCGGAAAAACACUAUUAUUUUACAACAAAAUAUCAAUCAUUACAUGAAAUUAUUUGGUAAAAUUAAAUAAAAUUUGCUCAAAAUUUGCACAGUGAUAUGGGUUCAAUGGCACAGAAAGUGACAUGGGGCGUAAUGUUAACUAAAGUGACACUUGUUAACACUGUAUGGUGUGAAAUCAUAGAAAGUGACACUGGUUUAACACCAUAUAUCGUGAUCAUGUUUUGACACCAUAUACAGCAUAGAGUGACUCAUGUUUUAACUCCUUAUUGAAUGAAACUGGUUUGGUUUAAACACUGUGUUUUUACUCUCACGUACGGUUUUAGGUUCGGCCAACAGGCAUAAGCUGAUAUUAAGGCAUGCCACUGGUUUUAACUGCUAACAUGGGUUUAAUGCCAUAUUUAGUGACACUGCUUUAACACCAUAUAGAGUGACACAGGCAUUGCCCUUUAAAGUGGUUGUGGUUUAACACUAUAUGCACUGUAGAGUGUCACAGGUAUAAUUCCAUAUAGUAACACACCUUUAACUCCAUAUAAAGUGACACCGGUUUAACACCAUAUAGAGUAACACAGUUUUAACUCCAUAUAAUGUGACAGGUUUAACAUCAUAUAAAGUGACUGGUUUAACUCCAUAUAAAGUGACACUGGGUUAAUACCAUAGAGCAAUGUUGGCUUUGGCUGUUGGAAUUUCACCAAUGUGGAAUAACAUCGAGUACGUUUAACAGUUCAAAAGUAAUGGGGGUUUUUCUUUCUUUUAUUAACAAACCAACAUAUUGUCAACUGGUAGCUGUUUGAUACAUUUCUGUUUGGUAGUCACCACUCAUGUCAUGAUCUAGGUGGGAGAUGGACUCGACAUAUCGUAUGUGACAUUCUGGCUCUGGAUCAAAUUUUAUGAAAGAAUUUUCCUGCAUUGCCUUGGCACUGCAUUCCGUACCCACCCAUCUAUUCAUCUGGUCCAGAGGCAGGUUUAUACAGGUCAUGGAAAUCAGGUCAUGGAAUUUGACUUUGAGCUGCAUUCCAGACCAACCUGCCUAUCCUGUGGUUCAGGGGAAGGUUUAUACAGGUCAUGGAAAUCAGGUCAUGGAAUUUGACUUUGAUUUGCAUUCCACACCAACCUGCCUACCCUGUGGUUCAGGGGAAGGUUUAUACAGGUCAUGGAAUUUGUAAAUGUCAUUUUCCAGGUGUGUGGAAGUUGUGGAAUUUUCAAUCACGCUAUGAAAAGUUAUGGAAAAUUUAAUAAAAAUGCUUCUUUUUUUUUUCAUUUAAAAUGUCACAAUGAGAGAUCAAUAACUUGUGUGGGAAUAUUGUAAUAUUAUUAGAUUAUGUUGAUGAUCACAGAAAAAAUCCAUGAAAGUACUAUUAAAGAUGGUGGAAAAUGCUUUUAAAAAGUUACGGAAAGUUGUAUUAAUUCUGAGGAGUGCUUUGCCCACUCCCGAUCUUGAUUGUUAAAAAAGGCAAAAAGUCUUGUCUUAUUAAACUAAAACUAUUAGUCUAAAUGCAGUUUGUACAGUAACUAGUUAUUCUUGAAAGGGAGAAUGAACAUAAUGUAUUAAAGUGCAAUAGAUUACUGCCAAACAUUACUUGUUGUGGGAAUGGUGAACAAUGUCAUACAUAUAAUUUUAAUAUGUAUGGUCUUGUCUUCAUGUUAAAAUCUCCAGAUAUAAUUUAAGCCUUACGUUAAUUUUGUAAGCAUAGGUUACACAUGUUUGAACUGUCUUGUGGUAAGAAUAGGAAUCCCGCAAUAUAUUACACGUGUUGGAAGGCACCAUGAUAUUUUAUUUGUCACUUGUGGUGUGUCUUCCACAUCAGUUCCCUGUAUGUGCUGUGUAGAUGUCUGUCUGGUGUCAUUUUAGAUUGGUCAAAUCAGUCUUGGACAUGGCAGUCUUCCUACAGACGACUUAGGAGUAGUGUUAUGAUGAGUGGUAGUUCUCCUGCAGAAAAAGCGUCUGAUGGCAAUUCCUGGAAACAUUUAGUGAUUUACAGCUUUGCCAAUGCCCUUUCAACUCUGCCUUGUGCGGAAAUAUGAUUUUGAUCAUAAUAACAGCUUUGUCAUUCAAAUUACAUAAACAUUUAUAUUUUGAGGACCCUGGUGGGUUUGUAAAAGAUACUUCCCAUGUGACCAGUUCUGGAAUAACCAUGAUAAAAUAACAGAUUCUUUCGGAUUCCAGGUUCUUUCAGUCGUACACUGAACAUAGCCAUGAUAAAAUAACAGAUUCUAUCGGAUUCCAGGUUCUUUCAGUCAUACACUCAACAUAGCCAUGAUAAAAUAACAGAUUCUAUCGGAUUCCAGGUUCUUUCAGUCGUACUCUCAACAUAGCCAUGAUAAAAUAACAGAUUCUAUCGGAUUCUAGGUUCUUUCAGUCGUACACUCAACAUAGCCAUGAUAAAAUAACUGAUUCUAUCGAAUUCCAGGUUCUAUCAGUCGUACACUCAACAUAGCCAUGAUAAAAUAACAGAUUCUAUCUGAUUCCAGGUUCUAUCAGUCAUACACUCAACAUAGCCAUGAUAAAAUAACAGAUUCAAUCUGAUUCCAGGUUCUUUCAGUCGUAUACAUGUACUCAACAAAAUUAAUUAAAGGCCAGUAGAUAUUUUUAGUAUUUAUCUUCCAAUAUGGUAAGAAGUAAAUACACAUUUUUCUGUUAUAAUGUGUCGAAAUUGUGCCAUGAUUUUAAAUGUAAUGAUUUAUACAACAAUUUAGAGUAAACAAAAAACAAAUGUCCUUAUGUACCAAUGUGUAAGACCUCCCAGCCGAUUUAGCAUUUAAAGUUUGUUAAAGUUUGUUUUGUUUAACAACACCACUAGAGCACAUUGAUGUAUUGAUCAUCAGCUAUUUGAUGUCAAACAUUAGGUAAUUUUGACAUAUAGCCUUAGAGAUAAAAC